Pelmatolapia mariae (spotted tilapia) is the source of this 7742-nucleotide messenger RNA. RefSeq names its product kinesin-like protein KIF26B. The transcript is spliced from 15 exons. The record is from RefSeq and is a predicted model, not a curated record. Gene Ontology annotation, biological process: microtubule-based movement. The coding region runs from base 174 to 6008 and encodes 1944 amino acids. Lineage: Eukaryota; Metazoa; Chordata; Actinopteri; Cichliformes; Cichlidae. Gene Ontology annotation, molecular function: ATP binding; microtubule motor activity; microtubule binding.
CAUCACUCCACCUCUUAGAGACUGUGCCCAGCAUUUCAGCUUGUUGUAGUUUGUUUUUUUAGGCGUUCACGUGAGUGGAUAUUUUUGCACCAGGUCCCCGAGGAUUGGCAACAAUAAACAGAAAAUGCCCCCCGCCUUUGUUCGGAUAUCUUUUUAAAUAUUUACAAGUUGUCAUGUCAUCUCUGACUGGAAGAGGAAGAGAGGGGUUUCCAGCCUCGAUCAGAGGAGGUCUCUGGAGCACAGAAGUGCAGCAUCACUUUGAGACCGCCGGCUUUUCCGCAGGAAAGGACCGCCAGCCCAAGGAGCGCCCCUCUCCUGUGGGUGCCGGAGGGUCCAGGGGCGACCCAUAUCGGAAUAUGUGCCAGAGAGCAGACGAUGUCCCGUCUUACAAGUCCCUCCCUGGAUCUGUAGGAGACCGCAUCCGGACAACCAUGUCCUUUAGGACUAUAUGUAGAGGAGGCUCCAUGUCGGCGAAUCCCGGCUUUGGGAGGUCCGAUCGGAAAGUUGCUCGUUGCGAGAAGUGCUCAGCGACCCUUGUUGCUCUGAAGAAACAAGCCCUUAGCCUGGCUGUUCACCAUCACUUCUCCUGCAAGGACUUGAGUGACCUGUCAGCAUUUCUUCAUGAAAACCUCCGGGUCCAUAGUCGGUCCACCACAGACUUCAGAGAAAGAGAUCAGGGGGAGUGUGGAGCCUGCGGUACAAACCUGUACCAGCUCAAGCAAGAGGCCAUCCAUGUGGCUCUGAGCCGGGGUCAGGCAUUAGCCAAGCCUUCUUUUGAAGCCAGCCUCAGCACUGGCUCACUGUUUGGACAAAUUGAAGCAAAGCGAGGAGACAGGGCUUCGAGGGAGGCUCUGGAUCAAAGCCACACUCCUCAGAGCCCGCGCAGCCCCAGGACGCCUCAAAGGACCCCACAGACCCUCAGACGAAGGGGGCCCAAGCUCCCCAACCCUGAUAUGGGCCGCUGGGUGGAGGAGCAGCAGCAGCUGGUGGCUUCUAAAUCUGCAUCCAGAGCUAAUGGUGUCACCACAAACCCUUACCGUCAGGCUACAGAUGAUGCCUAUCAGAGCUGCAGGGAUGUCGGGGCUGUACAGACCACCUCUAAGAUCCCGCACAUAUCCAGAGUGGUGUCCAUCGCCAACACUGCAGCUAUGUCCUUUCUGACUAGGGCGGCUGAGAAGCUCAGCCUGACACUGAGGAAAAAGGGCCAUGCUUCUGAUCCAGCUCCCUCUCAACUCUCCACCUGCUUCAGGGAAAUCAUCCAGAAAAACCCACCGCCCGUCCCCACCUGCCUGCUGCAAGCUGCCACUAGAACCAAGGACUCGCCCAGCGUUGGCAAGGUUAAAGUCGUGCUGAGGGUGAACCCAUCGCUGUCAGAGAGCCAAGGCCAACCACCUGUUCUCCGGAUCGACCCGUCCAAGAAGAGAGUAACCAUAGUGGAGCCGGUCACCAAAAGCCAUCAGCGUGCUACCAUGACACUGGGCAGGGAUGGCAAAAGUCAUCUGAAGACCUUCACCUUCGACAGUGCAUAUCCUCAGGAGUCAAGCCAGGCCGAGGUGUGUGCGGGCGUCUUGGCUGAUGUCAUCCGCUGUGUGCUCAGCGGCAGCGAUGCCUGUGUCCUGGGCUUGGGUUGUGCUGAUGUGGGGUCCUGGUCCAGUAUGGUGGGCAGUGGUGAGAACAUUGGGAAGCUCGGGUUGAUUCCUUGUGCCAUCUCCUGGCUGUACAGCGCCAUCGAGCGGCGCAGAGAGAGGACGUGGACCGAUCUCAGUGUGUCAGUGUCUGCUAUUGAACUGUGCUGCGGAGAGGAGGACACACUGAGGGAUCUGCUGGGGGAAGUUGUUCCAUCAUUAGGCAGCAUCCACGACAGCCCGAAAGCCCACAUUAAACUCCAGGAGGACCCAGUCUAUGGAGUCCAGCUACACAACCACAACCGGGUGAAGGCCCCCACUGCCGAGCGGGCCGCUUCCCUCCUGGAUGCAGCCAUCGCAGCACGUCGGCACAGUGACUUUAUUACGUACCUGUGUGACAGCUCCAUCAUGUUCUUCACCCUUCACGUCCAGCCUCCACGUACAGAGAGCAGCACCAUUGGAAAAGGUUCCCGCGGUGCCACCAAGUUGACCAUGAUAGAUGUGUGUAGUGGUAUGAGGGGUGUCAACAAAAACAAACCUCCUCAUUCUGAGCUGGGCCCAAUUGUCCUGUCUCUUCUAAGUAGACAGAAAACCACCCCAAACAAGAGUGGAAAGUUGACUUUGCUCCUUCGAGAGUCCCUGGGCCACACAAAUUGCCACACUACAGUAAUUGCUCAAAUCAUGGAUUCUUUGGCACACCUUCAAGAGAACUUCUCCACCAUCCAGCUUGCUUCUCGUUUUCGCAGGACACAGAAGAGGACGAAGCAGUCUACCUCAUGUUCUCCUUGUGCGAGGAGUCUGACUAGAGAAAAAAGAGGGCUGCAGUCGUUCUCCCUGCGGGCGUUCCACUCUACCGAUGAGGUAGACGUCGACAUCCGUCCUUUUCGCCUGCGUGAUGAACUGGAUGAACGCUCCAGUAGUGAACAGUCUUGUGACACAGUCAUCCAGAUAGACUCAGAUGGCUCAGUCCACCCCAGAUCAGCCCCGAGGCAGGCACAGCCCGAGUUUGUACCAAUCAUACCGUCUUUGCACCCUAACAAGGCUGACUUGGACGACCCAGAGUUUGCUGCUCUCCUCCAGGAGCUUCUGAGAAUUCCUCAGCUGCAAGUGGAAAAGACGACAGAGACAGCUCUUCUGGGGCAAACCGAAGUUUUGAAAGGAGAAAGGAAGCAACCAGAGAGGGACUGUCUCAAAUGUGACACGUUUGCUCAACUUCAAGAACGUCUGGGGUGUAUCGAUGGAAGUGAAAUGACCAUGGAUGUGCUCAAAUCUUCCUUAAAAGGUGCCUGUUUAAAUAAUGUCACUGUUAAGUCACAGCAGCAGGAGGAAUCUGUCAAACAAGCAGACACUGAAGCUCCACAGACACUGCUGAAUAAGGGGUUGAGCUGCAGUCAGACCUCUGCUGGAGAAAAGCAAACGGAUGGUGCCGCCCCUGGAGACAGUUUUCAGAGAGAAGAUUCGGGUUUGUAUGACUGUGAGGAGUGUAGUGCGACCAGUUCCAGUGAGGAACUGCUCAAUCAAACUCUCGGUCUAAACGCGACCUGCCGCUCUGAGCCUUCUAACACCAGAACUCUUAAAUCAGGUAAUGGGUUUUCUUCCAAGCGCUUUAAUGUGGAUGCAAAGGUCAAGGCAGGGGCCAGUUCUCUUGCACUUGAACCUUCACACAAACAGGAGAGCGCUGAAACUGUUGAUUGGUUCAAAACAGACACAAGGACCUCACCAGUUGGCAAAAGCUCCCCCAUAUCUCCUUCUUCUACUUGCUCCUCUUCACACUCCCUGGCUAAAAGUGUCAUACUCGGAGGCGUCCUAAACAGUCACCCCAAACAGGAUGUUAAGGAAAUGAAAGCCACAAUCACAGUGACUGUUCAACAGCCACUGGACUUAAAAGGUCAAGAUGAGCUGGUUUUCUCUAUGGUAGAAGAGGUGACCAUCAGUGGAGCGUAUGACAGAGCAAGGACAGGUGGAAAUAUUAUCUGCAUCAGAGACGGAGCCCAUUCACAGGCACACGCUGAAGACUCAGCUAGUUCUCAGCCAAUCCAGAUAAUCAGCAACGUCGGUGAGGAAUCUGCAGCUCCAGGCUCCUCUGGUGCUCCCCAAAGCUCUGUUGUUCAGCCUGCUGGCACUGAAAAGUCCCAGCAUCAAGUCAGAAGGGAGAAAAGGGUGUUGCCUUCAUUUAUUAACCCCAUGUUGAUUAAUACAGACGUGGAUUGUGACUUGGAAUGUGCCAAAGACAACGAAAGUCAUUGUGAAACUUUAGCAGGAGUCAGGUCAGAAUCAGAGUCCAAAAGAAAUAAAGCUAGAUGUUCAGAAGACAGGGAGGUCCUUCAGAAGAAGUGUGCACCUGUAGCUUCUGAGAAACAUGUCAAAAAGACUGACAAGUCUUGUAGCCAAAUGUCUUAUGAGCCAGUCGUCUUAGAACAUUUGAGUUUUUGUAAUAAACCUCCAGACAACAAAAUGUGUGAGCAGACAAACACAGACAAGCCCCACCCCAGAGACUGUGGGCAUGUUUACUCCUCUAACACUGCAAAGGUUUCAGAGGGGACUGAAAUCACAUGCAGAAAUACACCCAAGAGGACUGGUGAGUCGCCUGGUUGCCAAGAAACCAUCCUUUGCUCCUAUUCAACAGGUAGCUUACCUCGAGCAUGGCCAAGUGCCAAACACCAGGAUGCCCUCCUCGUAGACUCAAGGGGGCUGACAUCAUCCACUCCCUGCAGCCCAAGGGUAACUCUCGAGAGGAGGAAGGUGAGGCAACACUCCCCUACUAACCACAACCUCUGUAUUUCCUCUCCUCAAAGAUAUGGAACAGACUUCAAACAGGAUCCUAGUGGUACUUUCAGGAAGGGUAUAGGAUCUGUGAUUGAUAAAUCCACUUCAACAGUAAAACGUGAUAAUACAAGCAGGAGGCUCAGGUCACCGAUUGAGGAAAGUGGCAGGCUUUUCAGUGCCAAACUACAGCAGCUGGCUAGACGGACGAACUCUCUUGGGCGGAUCCCAAGAGACUUUCCAGCCCUAGAAAGAGGCGGUAGCAACACUUCUAUGAGCUCCAGGGGAAGCUCCAGGGGAAGUACUGAAGGAGCUUGUAAGUCUGGCUAUAAAGGCAAUUUUGAGGGAGAUUGUACCUUUCCGAGGGCCAGCAGGAGCCUGAGGAAAAAUCCUCGGUCUGAACAUCAUUUUUUCCCUUCUGAAAACCCUGCGACUCAGUCUUCUAGGCAUAUCCACUCCAAGCUUUCUGCUGUGGGAAAGCUUAAGACGUCUAGCCCCAAAGUCCGUCGAUCGUCAGCUCCUAGCAUCAAGAACCCCGGCGUCUCCCACAAAACCCUGCAGGACUCCAUCAAUCAUAGUGCCAGUCUGUCUCCAGACAGUAAAACAGUCAGCCACGAACGCACAUCCUCCUUUUUUCCCUCUUCCCCUCCACGGUCUUAUCGCUCCAUCAGCCGGACUCCAAGCCAGAGCUCCACAUCCUCAUCCACAAAAUCUGCCAUUCAGGGAUUUGUUAAUGGUCGCCUCUCAGACUUUCUGAAGGAAAGGGCCCCCAGUCAAACUAUAGGAGGAUCGGACCAAAUGACCUCACUGCCUUCCCCGUACAGUCAACUGACAUCUCCCCGCAUGCCUGAUCACCUGAGUGGGCAUGCAAGUGACACCACCAGUGUGUUGAGUGGCGAUCUACCACCAGCUAUGGGGAAGACCUCCCUGCAUUUUUCUAACAGAAACAGUUUGGUGAGCAGUGGCUAUGACAGCAUGGUGAGGGACAGCGAGGCCACAGGCAGCAGCACCUCAGCCAGAGACUCGGUCAGCGACAGGAGCAGCUCCCUCCUCAGUGCGGCUCGCAGCGGCCGCUCGUCUCGGAGACGAGGUAGCACAGGUACUCAGCAGCGCCACCUUUCCCAUGAUUCACCCCUGACCCUGAGACGCUCGGCUAGCGGUCUGCGGUCUCGCUGGAUGGAUCAAGGAAUCCCAGAGGCCUACGAGAUCAAGGUCUAUGAGAUCGACAAUGUACAGAGGAUGCAGGAAAGAGCAGGUGCUGGCAAACAGGGGCCAACAUGCUUCAGUGCCAAGCUGAAGCUUCUGGAGCACCGUCAGCAGAGGAUCUCCGAAAUCCGAGCCAAAUACAACAACCUGAGGAGAGAGCUGGAGCUGGCCAAGCACCGCCUCAUGCUGGAGCCCGCCACGUGGAACCACGAGUUCGACCUAUGGCGGACGUUCGAGGUGGACUCCCUGGAGCAUCUGGAAGCACUUGAGUUGGUGACGGCGCGGCUGGAGCGCAAGGUUAGCCUCUGCAAGGCCAACGUCAUGAUGGUCACCUGCUUUGAUGGUGUCGCCGGGAGACGGCGUAAGAAGAGACGGCGGAAAAUGGCAGAUCAUAGAUUCACAAAGGGAUACUGACCCUGAAAUAUGUUUCUUUUAGACUAUUAUGUAGAACUUGUUGAUUAUCAAUGAAGUUAUCUCUACACUCAAGACACAGAGGUCAGAUCACCUCAUGUAUACACUUGUUAUGUUUUGAAGUAGCACACUGCCUCCGGUCCCCUGGUGGGAAUUUUAGACUUUCAAAAAAAUUCAACUAACCUUUACUUCAUGUGUUCCAGCAUCAGACAGUAGUUGCAGUUAAAUAACCUAUAAAGAUGUGCGUUUAUGCACUUUUUUAGCAUUUGGCAGUAUAUUUAAAGCCAUCACGUUCAAGCAGCAUCUAAUGCUAAAAUAUUUUGGUGCUAACGAGCUCGGUACCACAAAACUGCUGGGUCCAAUGUUGGACAAUGGGGGGGACUACCAUGUGGAAUGAAACAGUGCCUGGCAGAAGCAGUCCAAAGUCUGUGUCUGCCAUGGUUAGUUUCUCAAAGAAAUGACCCCCACGUCUGAUAAUAACGCUACACAACAACUGGCACUCAAACCUGUCAAAAUGUGUUCUGGUUCUCAAAAGGCUCUGCGACGGUAGAAACGAGGGAUUAGAUCCUGGUUCUCUGGGAAGUCUUUAGGCUCAGCAAUAUCAUUUAUGUGAAUACCAUCUACACAUCUGUGCAAGACGGCUCCAGAGGCAACUACAGCUCAAAAUGAAGCACUUUUGUACUCUGCUAAGCAAUUAAUGAGAAACUUUGAUAAGUGGACGAUCCAAAUUGUGCUUUUCUUAAAGCCAUUUUCACACAACACUUUAUUCCAAUUGUCUUUGUCUAUCGCACGCUUUGACAUGCUGACUUGAGUCAAGGAUCCAAUGAUCGUCCGAUUAGUGGACUAGCCUCUCUACCUCCUGAGCCACAGCUGUUCCACUGGAUGCAAACAUUUACAAUACCUCAAACUGUCCUUCUACAACAAACAGAGCAAAACGAGGGAAAUGCAAUUGAACGUGACGAUUAUGUUCUUCAAGUUUCAUGUGCUUUGCUGUUCUUCUUGAUUUGAUUGGUCAAACCAAUCAUGUACUCAGCCAACACGAUGUACUCUGCAUUAUUCAAACAACAAUUUGUACUUUGUAGCUUCGAGCUGUCUUUGAGUAGCAACGUGAUCAGCCAUCGUAGGGCAGAAGGCGGUGCAGCUUUCACAAAAAGGGAAUAUUAUGCCACCAAUAAUGCCAUUGUGUAAAUAGAUUUUGGUGCUAAAACUACAAAAGUAGUGCAUUUCCUUAUUUGUAACUAAUGUAAAUAGGUAAAUGUUUAGCAGGGAUCUCAGUGAACUGUUGAAUGAGCCAUAAGGGAACAACUAGUGUUUGUGAAAGUUACACCAACAGAGAGGUAAUUCUUUCUCUCAGGUCGGUGAUCAAUACACUGACUGUAAAACACAUUAGUAAGUGAUUGGGAGUAGAAUAAAAGAAUGCAGAUUCUACUGACAGUGUAAUGGAGGAGUAAUUACUUUAAAGGAAUAACGUCAUGGUGUCUGAAGAGCCCUGUGGCUCCGAGCCACGACCCAAAGUAAUCGGUGAACAGUGCUGGGACGUCUACCUGGAUCGAUGCGUUUAAAUAUACGGGAAAGAAUCGCACACACGCACACACGCUGGAUGUUUGUCGUUGUGAAUCAUAUUAAUCAGCAUGUUGUUGUCACUGUGAAUAAAUGAGCACAGCACUCCAUUACGUUUCAUGUGUGCAAAGACUGUGCAUCCUUUGAUUUGCAAAAAUUAAAAGUGCUGUGCUGUUC